Messenger RNA from Cutaneotrichosporon oleaginosum, 843 nucleotides. RefSeq lists its product as uncharacterized. NCBI's taxonomy places the organism in Eukaryota, Fungi, Basidiomycota, Tremellomycetes, Trichosporonales, Trichosporonaceae. The record is from RefSeq and is a predicted model, not a curated record. Gene Ontology annotation, molecular function: acyltransferase activity, transferring groups other than amino-acyl groups.
CUGCUCGCUUGCUUCAUCACCCUCAUGGACCGAACCUCGCCAGCCUACGCCGCCGCCCUCGCCGGGUCCGCGCAGUGGGACACGGCGCGCAACGAACCAUACCUCCAGCUCCCCUCGUUCCCCGACCUCCGCCUCAUCCCCUAUCGCCCGGGCAUCGCCGGCGAUCUGGUCGCGCUGUUCAACCACCACGUCGUCGGCAAACGGCUGUUCACCCUGCCGUAUCCGUGCGUCGUCGGUCUGAGGCACACUGACGGCAGCAUGGACCGCGCGUUCGCGGAGAAGAUGGAGGCGGACCUGAUUGCCAAGCAGGCGCCGGUGCUUGCGCGGCUGCGUGCGCGGAGAGAGGGGCAGAGGGAGGGGGAUGACGAGGGCGAGGUCGCGUGGCCGUUCAAGGCGUUGUGGAGCGAGGCGGAGGGACGGGUCGUCGGCGACAUCUACUUGUGGCCCAAUACACUCGAGCCGGUGUGGGAUGAGCGGGGAAAGAUGGAGGGGAGUGGGGAGACACAGAUCACCGAGGCCAGCGUGCUCGCCCUCCCGCCUGCCCGGCAGAGCUGGAUGAUCGGGUACGUGCUCGAGCCCGCGCUGUAUGGGCGCGGGGUCAUGUCCGAGGCGAUCGGAUGUGUGCUGCAUGGUUGGGUGCGGCCUGUGAUGGGCAUUGGCGAGGUUGUGGCGAUCAUCCAGGAUGAUAAUGUCGGAAGUGAGGCUGUGGCGAAGCGGAACGGUUUUGUGUACCGCCGCGAAGAGGUCACGCCGUGGCCUGAGGAGAAGGGGGGCGGUAUCCAUGUCAACGGGUAUUACACGCGGGAUAUGAGGGCGUGAUAUGCAAAGCGAUGACAGGUUGGG